This is a messenger RNA of Rotaria sordida, 475 nucleotides long. Lineage: Eukaryota; Metazoa; Rotifera; Eurotatoria; Philodinida; Philodinidae. The record is from the annotation of a GenBank genome assembly.
AUGGAUGAAAGAAUUUUUAUAGAAUAUGAACAUCAAAAGCGUAAACAACGACGUGCUUCAUUAUGUCGUAAUAUGUUUAUUUAUUAUUUACAUUUUCUGAUUGAUCAAUCUAUUAAUAUUUAUCCACGCACCAUAUGGUCAUACUCGAAAAGUGGCUAUUGGUGGUCGAACAUUAUACCAAUGAUGAAUGACAAACAAUUUAAGAAUAAUUUUCGUAUUCAACGCUCAACAUUUAAAGAAAUACUCCAUCAAGUUGGUCCAUACUUGAAAAAAAAAGACACAGUUUUACGUCCAGCUAUUCCAGUUGAUAAACGUCUAGCUUGUGCUCUUUAUUUACUUGGCUCAACAUGUGAACUCAGAACUGUAGCUCAUCUGUUCGGAAUCGGAAAAUCUACAGCUGCUCAGCUUUUACAUGAUUUUUGUGAAGUUCUUGUUAAUUUAUUUUUUCAUCGUUUAAUUAAAUUUCCAGUUAAUG